This is a messenger RNA of Strongylocentrotus purpuratus (purple sea urchin), 678 nucleotides long. RefSeq names its product sialin-like. NCBI's taxonomy places the organism in Eukaryota, Metazoa, Echinodermata, Echinoidea, Camarodonta, Strongylocentrotidae. Gene Ontology annotation, biological process: transmembrane transport; monoatomic anion transport. Gene Ontology annotation, molecular function: transmembrane transporter activity. The transcript has 3 exons. The coding region runs from base 1 to 678 and encodes 225 amino acids. The record is from RefSeq and is a predicted model, not a curated record.
AUGACCAAGGGCCACGGAGAGCAGACAACUGAUGAGUCACUGUCAACGUCGACAUCAAUGUCCAUUCCGUCUAGAUAUCCAUCGAUAUCAGAGACGAUGGCUACCAAAAAGGAUGGCUCAAAGAAGACGGACUAUGGUUCAUUACCGCUUGAAGCUAGUGAACAGGACAGAAAACCACUUCUAGGACCUUCAAAGAAGAAUAUACCUGGGUUCAUCCAAGUUCGCCAUCAGAUGGCCAUACUGGUUUUCCUUGGGAUGACGGCCGUCUGCGCGAUGCGGCAAAACGUGAGCGUUGCCAUGGUGGCAAUGGUUAACGGGUCUUACGUCACAUAUGACGAGCCACUCGGGAACGAAAGUUUGGAAGGCGUGGAGACUUGCGCAGAAUCUCUAGCGGUGAACUCGACAACUGAACAGACGAGUUCUGGCGAGUUUCUGUGGGAUACACAAACACAAGAACUACUCCUCGCGGGCUUCUUUUACGGCUACAUCUUCACGCAAAUCCCCGGCGGCUGGCUUUCUGACAAGUUUGGUAUGAAAUGGGUCCUCGGGUUUGGAUUUCUGCUGUCAAGUGUAUGCACUCUCCUGGGGCCAGUAGCUGCUUAUGCUGGAACAGAGUGGUACUUUGUAACUAGGUUCUUCAGUGGACUGGGUGAGGUAAGGAAAGACAGACAAGAUUGA